This is a messenger RNA of Tetrahymena thermophila SB210, 405 nucleotides long. Its product is annotated as transmembrane protein, putative. The record is from RefSeq and is a predicted model, not a curated record. The transcript has a single exon. NCBI's taxonomy places the organism in Eukaryota, Ciliophora, Oligohymenophorea, Hymenostomatida, Tetrahymenidae.
AUGUAAUUGAAGUUGAUAACAUCAUUUUCAUAACCAAAUUUAAAUAUUGAUUAGAGAUUUUUUAAUUAAGAUAAAGCUAUACCAAGCAUAAUAGUAAAUAUCAUGAAAUAAUAAAAAAACAACCUCUCAGAGCAUAAGCUUGCAUAACCUGUUAGGAGGCUUGUAAAAAAGAAUUUAUUAAAUAUUUAUCUUAGUGUUGCAAUAUUAUUUUAGUCAUAAUUCUAUUUGAGCUCAUACAUCAUAGUACUUGUAAGAAAUCCAAAUUAGCUUCCAAAAAAUAAAGAUAGAAUAGCUCCUUCUUCAUAUUUUACAUAGAUAACUAUGCUAAAAAGAGAAUGGAUGUAAAUUAAGCCCAAUUUUAGAAAAUAAGUCAGUGAGCUUAUAAGUAAGUCUUAUUUUUCUUGA